Molecule: messenger RNA, 528 nt
Organism: Bipolaris maydis ATCC 48331
Lineage: Eukaryota; Fungi; Ascomycota; Dothideomycetes; Pleosporales; Pleosporaceae
Source: RefSeq, a predicted model, not a curated record
AUGUAUCUGGACAUGGACUUGAGAGCUGGCGUCGACGGCUGGGCGAUGGGCCCUGAUGCCUAUUUGCUUGCACGCGCCCACGGUCGGCACGCCGCCGCCGCUGCCCACACCGGCCGGCUCACCAGCGCGCGAGCGAGUGAGAGCUCGUCCUGCCACGUUGUGCACGAACGGGUGGAGGUGUCCUUGCUGAGUUCGCCCAAGUGUACCAGGAGUAAACAGCCCUCGGUGGCGGAGGCAUCGGGCGGUGCUGACGGCACGACUUCGCUGCUCCGUGCACGUCUUGCGCCUGCGAUGGGACCUAGUAGGUGUAGUGGCAGUGACAGCGACAGCCAGGCCAGUGGAAUCAUGAUGGUGUACUACCCUGCCUGCCGUCGAGGAUGUGGUUACUACACCCUUUUCUCUACUAAAAACAGAUCUUUGCGCUACUGCCCGAGAAUAUCUCUCUCCAUCCGUGCGCCGCAAGCCGUCGUUGGCCAGUACGCGAACGGCGCAGUGCCCACGCAUGCAGUCGCCAGAACCAGCAGGUAG